AUGCCCUCAGAGGUUCACCGUCGUGGAUCUACAAGGAGUUCUGCAAAUCUUAUCGCCCGACGGCUUCUCUGUGAACCGUGGGAACUCGUCGAGACGAAUAUUCCGCAGGGAGCUGAUAUUCCCAUUAGUGAAUCUCUCUUCUCUGUUGGCAACGGUCAUGUGAGAGUGCGUGGAUAUAAAGAAGAAGCAGAAGUAGCUGCCCCUUAUGGUGGUGGAAAUCGUACAUUAAAUAACAGUAAUUGUGGAAUUAGUGUUUCUACCAGUUGUUUUGGUGUUGGUGGUUGUGGUGGUGGUAGUAGUAGUAGUCUAAACAGUACAAAUGAUAUGAAUAGUAAUUGUAGACCUCAAUAUAUGUUGAAAGCGGGGAGAACAACUUUGGCGGCGGAGGCACAACCACCUGAAAAAUCUUUACGUGGAACAUAUGUAAAUGGAACAUAUGAGGAACGUUUACUGAAUCGACAUCAUAGAGAUUUCACUGUUGGGACAUGUGCACGGGAGUGUUUUCUUAUUUCUGUACCGGAUGCUUUUUGUAUAGAUGUCUUUGUUGGUAGUGAACAUGUAAGUCCUGCUACUGGAACUGUUAUUUCACAUACACGUAUUUUAGAUUUUCGUACGGGUGAACUUCGUCGUCGUUUUGUUUGGCUUUCCGCUAAUCAAGUACGUGAAGUAACGAUUGAAUCCUCUCGAUUUGUCUCUGCCACUCGUAAAGGAAUUGCGGUAAUGAAAUAUACCGUAAGUGCGAAGAAUGUAUUAAAUACCGAUAUUCGUAUUGUUUCCCGCACCACAGUCCCAACAGAUGCCAGACAACAUUUAAAAGUAGAAAAUGUCGUGGCUCGACAUUCUUUACAUGAUGCCUCUUCUGCGGUUUGUGUGCGAACUCGAAAUAGUUGUAAACGAUUAGUCGUUGCGGUAACGGAGGUUUGUGCGAGUACACACGUGGAACACAAACCGGGAUCGAAUUCGGCCUUUACGGCGGCGAGUGGGACGAGUUUGGCGGAGGGAGCCACACCGACCAGUUUGGCCCAAACAGAUAUCUCGCAACCACCGAAUAAUAGAUUUGGAAGUACGCCUCCAACAUCUCAACAACAAAUACAAACUCAACAACAUCCACCACUACCACAACAACAACAACAACAACAACAACAAUUACAACCACAAACACUGCCAUUACAACAACAACAGCAGCAAUCACAACAGUCACAGCAAUCGCAACAACAACAACAACCACAGCCACCACAACCGCAAUCACAACAACCGCAAUCACAACAACAACCAUCACAACAACAACAACAAUCUUUUACAUUUCUUGCACCAAAAUGUGCGGAAACGGAAAAUGGAUCUGAAACUAUUUAUACAAGUGUUAUUAGUGAUCAUACACGAUUUGAACUUAACAAGUUUGUAGCGUUCCUUAGUGAUGAGGAUGCUGCACCAGAAGAUAUUUGUGAUUUGGCUAUUCUUCAAGCAAGAGAAGCUGCUACAUUAGAUUAUGAUGCCCUUUUUCAGGAACAACGUCUUUCUAUUUCUAAAUUUUGGGAAGUUGCAGAUAUUCGUGUAGCCUGUGAUAAUCCAGCUGUUCAAGGUGCCCUUCGAUUUAAUAUAUUACAAUUAUAUAUGACUGCAGGAAGAAUUUGUUUACAAAAGUCACCCUCACGGGGUAUUAUGUGUGAACUUUAUGGAGGUUUACAACAAUGGGAUUUAGAUGCUAUUGUGAUACCUUUCUUCUCUAAUAUUCAACCAGAAACAGCACGAGCUCUUUUACAAUUUCGUAUUGAUACAUUACCUCAAGCAAGGAAUAUUGCUAUGGAUAUGGAUAUUCCUAGAGGUGCGAUUUAUCCUUUACGUACGGUAAAUGGAGGAGAAAAUAGUCCUGCAUCUUUUUGUGCAGCUUUUCUUCAUGUAAAUGCUAUUAUUGCCUAUUCGAUGAAAAGAUAUAUUAUUGCCACUAAUGAUACUUCUAUACUUUUACAAGGUGGAGCUGAUGUGAUAUUUUCUACUGUUCUUAUUUGGCUUAUAUGGGGAACAUGGGAUAAAGGACAAUUUCAUAUUCGCUCUGUUGGUGGACCAGAUGAUUACAGUGGAUUAAGUGAUAAUAACUUCUUUACUAAUAUUAUGGCUCAAUAUCAUAUGCAGUGGGUUGUUGGUCUUGCCGCCUUUUUAAAAGAGAAACAUCCAGUAGAAUGGGAAGAAUUAAAAGAACGUUGUCAAUUUACAGAUGAAGAUUUACAAAUGAUUGAACAAGCGGCAGCUAAAAUGGUAAUUUUCUUUGAUGCUAAAAAUCGUGUUCAUCCGGUAGAUCAAUUCUUUAUGCGUAAAAAAAAAUGGGAUCUUGGUGAUUUAAAAUCUAAAAGAGGACUUCUUAUAAGAACAUUUGAUCCUUCUGUUAUUUACCGUCAUCAGGUUUGUCGAACUCCAGAUGUGGUAUUAGCAUCUAUGCUUCUUCCAGAAAGAUGUACAAAAGAUGAAGUGCGGGCGAAUUAUAAUUUUUAUGAACCCAUCACAACAAAUGAUUCUUCCAUUAGUUCUGUUAUUUUUAGUGUUGUGGCUUCUCAAUUGGAUAUGUUAGAUAAAGCUAAAAUACAUUUUAAUCGAGUUCCUUUUGUGGAUAUUGAGAAUGUUAUUGGAAAUACUGGACGUGGUUUACAUAGUAGUGCCGCUGCGGGAUCUUGGUGGUGUUUAGCGGCUGGAUUUGGUGGAAUGCGUUUAGUUCAGGGAGUUUUACAUUUUAAUCCGGUUCUUCCCGAUGGAUGUGAUGAAUAUGAAUUCUUUGUUCGUCAUCGUGGUUGUUUAAUUUUAGUUCAUGUUACUCGUCGGACGGUUACUUAUAAAAUGGUAGAGAAUAAAUGGGAUUUACCGGAACUUCUUAUUAUUCAUUCAGAUACGAAUCGUAUUCAUUUAGAAAAUGGUAUUCCAGAGUCUGUUCGACUUUACCGUGAUGUUCGUGUAUUUGAUUUUGAUUGUGUUAUAUUUGAUAUGGAUAGUCUUAUUGAUAAUAUUGAGGAAUAUCAUUAUGAAGCUUGGAAAAAAACAUUAGAAUCUUUCCUACAUGAAAUGGGUCAAACCUCCUUUAAUCUUACCAGUGAAUUAUAUCUUGCCUAUUUAAAACAUGGUAAACCAUUUCCAGCCUUAUUACAAUUUCUUGGUAAACAAGGUUUCUCUAAUGUUCCUUUAGGAGGUCCAGAUAAUACAAGAGAACAUAAUACUUUGUAUGGACUUUUUCAACGUAAAUUACAUUACUUUCGACAUUGUGUUCGUUCUCGUGGGGUUCAACCUCGAGAAGGGGCAUUAGAACUUCUUUCAGAACUUCGACAAAGUGGGAUUUAUGUUGGAUGUGUUACGUUAAGUAAGAAUGGACAUUGGUUAUUAAAUGAAACACCACAACUCAUGUCUCUUAUAGAUAAAUGUUUGGAUGGAAUAGAUGCGGAGGAAAAGGCAUUACGAUGGAGACCAGAAAUGGAUUAUUUCUUUGCCAUGUGUGAACAAUUAAAUACAUCUAUGUCUCGUACAGUGAUUGUGUUAGAUUCUAUUGAUGGAUUCUCUAAAAGUGCAUUAGAUCAAUUUAAAUUAAUUGUAGAUCUUCAAAAGGAUCCAGAGGAAAAUGCAUUUGGAAUACAACGCAUGUAUGUUUCUAGUUUAAAAGAAUUAACUGUUACUUUAUUAGGAGAAAUGACCUCUCGUGAUGCUGUCUCUUCUCACAAUCAACAACAACAACAACAACAACAGCAUCAACAUACACAUACACAUACGGGGGAUCAUACAUCUUUGGUUUCUGGAAAUAAAAUAAGAGGAGGAGGAGGAGUGGAGAAUUCUUCACUCGUUACUUGA
This is a messenger RNA of Trypanosoma theileri, 3822 nucleotides long. RefSeq names its product putative glycosyl hydrolase. The record is from RefSeq and is a predicted model, not a curated record. The transcript has a single exon. Gene Ontology annotation, biological process: carbohydrate metabolic process. Bases 1 to 3822 code for a protein of 1273 amino acids. Gene Ontology annotation, molecular function: carbohydrate binding; catalytic activity. NCBI's taxonomy places the organism in Eukaryota, Euglenozoa, Kinetoplastea, Trypanosomatida, Trypanosomatidae.